UGUCCCCUCAGGGUGCGCCUGGCAGGGAUGAAGAUCUCCCGCCCGCCCGUCUCCAUCGGCCACUACAAAAUGGUCAAACACAAGAGUGACAAAGGCAACGAGGAGAACCCGCACAGGUUUGACCUGCUGGUGCGCACGCAGCGCUCGUGGACGCAGGACGGGAUGAACUCUCUCCGUUAUUCGCUGCUGGCCAAGGAGCUGCGCCCGCUCUACACCAACCUGACCGUGGACAUCGGCCCCGACCCCCGGGGGGGUCCCCGCGCCCCCCGCGCCUCCUCCUCCUCCUCCUCAUCUUCCUCAUCCUCAUCUUCCUCAUCUUCAUCCUCCUCCCGCUUCCGACAGGAGAUGCUGCGCAAACCCCCCCGCGGGGACCUGGCGCUGUCACCAGGGAUGUCACCGGGGAUGGCACCGGGGAUGGCACCGGGGAUGUCACCGGGGAUGUCACCGGGGAUGGCACCGGGGAUGUCACCAGGGAUGGCACCAGGGAUGUCACCGGGGAUGUCACCGGGGCUGUCACCAGGGAUGGCACCAGGGAUGUCACCAGGGAUGGCACCAGGGAUGGCACCGGGGAUGGCACCGGGGCUGUUACCGGGGAUGUCACCAGGGAUGUCACCAGGGAUGUCACCGGGGAUGUCACCGGCGCUGUCACCGUCACCGGCGCCGUCACCGCGCGCCACCAACGGCAGCGCCUCGGGGGGCAACCAGAGCGUGGCACGGGGACCCCCCUGAGCCCCCCAACACCGAGCCGGGUUUGGACUUUGGGGGGGCUCACCCGACCCCCCAAACCCCCCCAACCCCGGGUUUGGACUCUGGGGGGGCUGGGGGGCCUCACCUGAACCCCCAAACCCGGGUUUGGACUCUGGGGGGGCUUACCCGAACCCCCCCUGUGACCCCCCGGGUUUGGAUUCUGGGGGGGCUCACCCGAACCCCCAAACCCGGGUUUGGACUUUGGGGGGGCUCACCUGAACCCCCCAACCCCGGGUUUGGACUCUGGGGGGGCUGGGGGGCCUCACCUGAACCCCCAAACCCGGGUUAGGACUCUGGGGGGCCUCACCUGAACCCCCACCAUGAGACCCCCACCCCGGGUUUGGACUUUUGGGGGGCUGGGGGGGCUCACCCAACCCCCCUGUGACCCCCCAAACCUGGGUUUGGACUCUGGGGGGGCUGACCCGAACCCCCCCAUGAGACCCCCCCAACCUGGGUUUGGAUUCUGGGGGAGCUGGGGGGGGCUCAUCUGAACCCCCAAACCCCCCCAACCCCGGGUUUGGACUCUGGGGGGGCUGGGGGGCUCACCCGACCCCCACCAUGAGACCCCAAACCCGGGUUUGGAUUCUGGGGGGGCUCACCCGAAGCCCCCCUGUGACCCCCCGGGUCUGGACUUUGGGGGGGCUGGGGGGGGCUCACCCGACCCCCCUGUGACCCUCCCCAACCCCAGGUUUGGAUUUUGGGGGGGCUGGGGGGGCUCACCUGAACCCCCUGACCCCCCCAAACCCGGGUUUGGACUCUGGGGGGCCUCACCCGAACCCCCCCCGGGAUUUUGGGGGGUUUGGGGGGUCCCUGACUGGGGGGGGGCUCACCCGAACCCCCCCCAGGAUUUUGGGGGGUCCCUGACCGGGGGGGGGGCUCACCCAACACCCCCCCGGGAUUUUGGGGGGUCCCCAGCUGGGGGGCCUCACCCGACCUCCCCCCUGGGAUUUUGGGGGUUUUUUGGGGGUCCCUGACUGGGGGUGGGGCUCACCCGACCCCCCAAACCCGGGAUUUUGGGGGUUUUUUUGGGGGUCCCCAGCUGGGGGGCCUCACCCGACCUGCCCCCCGGAAUUUUGGGGUUUUUUGGGGGUCCCUGACUGGGGGUGGGGCUCACCCAAACCCCCCCCGGGAUUUUGGGGGGUUUUUGGGGGUCCCCACAUGCCGGGCGUUGAUAUUUAUUCUAUUUAUGAGCCGCUCUCUCCGGACCUUUCUAAGUGGUUUUUUUUUUUUUCAAUUAAAAAAUAAGAAAAGCCA
Messenger RNA from Parus major (Great Tit), 2001 nucleotides. RefSeq names its product mucin-1-like. Lineage: Eukaryota; Metazoa; Chordata; Aves; Passeriformes; Paridae. The annotation marks the transcript as partial. The record is from RefSeq and is a predicted model, not a curated record. Gene Ontology annotation, molecular function: glycosyltransferase activity. Gene Ontology annotation, biological process: carbohydrate metabolic process; galactosylceramide biosynthetic process. The transcript has 2 exons.